UACCAAGCAGUAGCACAACAAAUGAACCAUCCCAUCAUCAAGAAACCAAAUUCAUAACAUCAAAAUGCACGGCCUUGUUGCGGCGAAUACUUUGGUGGCUGCAUCGGCUGCUUCGGUGUGGGAAAUCUAUGGCACCCUUCAGGUCCUUACAAUUAUAAAUACAUAUUUGCCAGAUGUGCUUGGAAGAGUUAAAGUCCUUGAAGGUGACGGACAUGCUGGCACAAUUCUGAACGUUACACUACCAGCAGGAACUCCUGGAGUUGGUUAUAUGGAGGAAGAGAUUACAAAGGUUGAGAAUAAGAAACGCGUGAAGCAAACAAAAUCCCUUAAAGGAGGAUUUAUAGCAAUGGGGUUCGAGAGUUAUAUAACUACAUACAAAAUUAUUGAAAAUAAUUCUACGUCAAGUAUAAUAAGAUCAACGAUAAAGUAUAAGAUUGACCAUAAGUUAGCAAAUCUUACUUCUCUGGUAAACACCAAUCUGGUGGAAACACUUGCAGAAACCGUUGGGAAGUACCUGACUGGGAACCUGGCACCUCCUCCUUCGUAGAAGCUGCAUCAGGAAUUUGUUGUCGUUAUGGUAUUAUUAUUAUUAUUAUAAAAAAUGAUGUAUUAUUGUAUGUUCUUAAUUAUUUUAUAAUUCGUUACAGGUAAUGAAUAAAGAAUAUUUGUGGUGUCUGUAUAUUGUAUUUGCAAUUUUCAAUAAGACUGUAAU
Mangifera indica (mango) is the source of this 712-nucleotide messenger RNA. RefSeq names its product norbelladine synthase-like. Gene Ontology annotation, cellular component: cytoplasm; nucleus. The transcript is spliced from 2 exons. Gene Ontology annotation, molecular function: abscisic acid binding; signaling receptor activity; protein phosphatase inhibitor activity. The record is from RefSeq and is a predicted model, not a curated record. Gene Ontology annotation, biological process: abscisic acid-activated signaling pathway; defense response. Lineage: Eukaryota; Viridiplantae; Streptophyta; Magnoliopsida; Sapindales; Anacardiaceae. The coding region runs from base 65 to 547 and encodes 160 amino acids.